Messenger RNA from Arachis duranensis, 4014 nucleotides. Its product is annotated as probable serine/threonine protein kinase IRE. Gene Ontology annotation, molecular function: protein serine/threonine kinase activity; ATP binding. Bases 1 to 3582 code for a protein of 1193 amino acids. The record is from RefSeq and is a predicted model, not a curated record. Lineage: Eukaryota; Viridiplantae; Streptophyta; Magnoliopsida; Fabales; Fabaceae. The transcript has 17 exons. Gene Ontology annotation, biological process: intracellular signal transduction; peptidyl-serine phosphorylation.
AUGACGUCAACACCUACGCCACCACGCCACGCCGACCCCUCCUUCUCUUCCUCUUCCUCUUCCGCCAAGUUCAGGCUUCAGAAGAUUCCUCCGAUUCCGUUCCGAAGGAAGUCCAAAUCUAAGGCCGAAGCAAACAGAUUGGCCGAGGAAGAACAUAAAAAGCAGCAGCAGAAGCUGCAGCAGGAGAAGCAAGAACAACAACAAAAACAAAGCAAGGUGCAGAAAGACAUGCAGGAUUGCGAUUCCGGAGAACCCUCCAUUCUUCUCGCGUCUUCUUUAGGGCUUAAUCAAAUUCGCACUCGCUCUUCUUCUUCCCCUCUCCGCCAUUGCUCCUCCGUUGGCGCUUCUUCCUUUCUCACAAACGACGUCGUCUCAAACAUUGACCACAUUCCUACAACCAAACCUACUAAGGAUUUAGGGGAGAAAGUUCAUUGGAGUCAAUCCAAAUCGUUGAAGGCUCAUUCUCAGCUGCUUCCUGUUCUGGAGGGUAAUCAUGCAGCUUUUGCCAAAGAAAUGAAUUCCCCACGUUUUCAGGCAAUCCUGCGUGCAACAAGUGGCCGCAGAAGGACACAACCUGAUAUCAAAAGCUUUUCCCAUGAACUCAACUCCAAAGGUGUUCGACCUUUUCCAAUUUGGAAACACCGUGCAUUAGGCCAUAUGGAGGAAGUCAUGGUGGCAAUUAGAGUUAAGUUCGAAAAAUUGAAGGAAGAAGUUGAUUCGGACUUGGGUGCUUUUGCUGGAGAUUUGGUGGGUAUUCUUGAAAAAAUUUCAGGGUCUCAUCCUGAAUGGGCAGAGAGCUUGGAGGAUCUCUUGAUUGUUGCUCGACAAUGUUCAAAGAUGUCAGCUACCGAAUUUUGGGUCAAGUGUGAAACUAUUGUUCAAAAUUUAGAUGACAAACGUCAAGAUUUACCUGUGGGGAUCCUCAAGCAAGCUCACACACGCCUACUUUUUAUCCUCACUCGUUGCACCCGUCUUGUGCAAUUCCACAAGGAAAGUGGCUAUGAACAAGAUCACAUUCUGGGUCUUCACCAGCUCAGCGAUCUUGGUGUAUAUCCAGAGGAGCUGUUGCAGGCUGCACAGCAAAAUGCUGAUGCUCCAAUUGGUGGACAUGACAUGGCUGACCUGCGGAAAAAGUCAAAAGGAAAAGAGAAAAACAAAUUAAAGACUACGAAAUCUCAAGCUAACGAACAAAGAGUUAUGAGUGGCAAUGCGGAGGAGGAUAGUACAACAAAAAAUAGUUCCACUCCAAAUAGCUAUAGGAUGGCUUCUUGGAAAAGGUUUCCAGCAGCUAUUGACAAAAAGCAAAAGGAUGAAGAUGAUGGAGAUUUCCCCUCAAAAGGUGAUAUGGAUCAUUCGCUGGUCAAAGAACAGAAUUCUGAAAAUUUGGAUGCUAUGUCAUGUCAACCUGAACAUUCUGUGUCAUCAUCAAGGACACGAAAGGGUUCUUGGGGAUUCUGGGGAGAUCAACAAAAUCUAACAUAUGAAGAUUCAAUGAUCUGCAGAAUUUGUGAGGUUGAAAUACCAAUUGUACAUGUGGAGGAGCAUUCUCGAAUAUGCACAAUUGUUGAUAGAUGUGAUUUGAAAGGUUUAACUGUAAAUGAACGGCUUGAAAGAGUUUCUGAUACUAUUGAAAAGAUAUUGGAAUCCUGGACACCUAAAAGCACCCAAAGUACCGAAAUUGCAGGAGACAGUUUUGAGGUUUCUAGAAUGUCUACAUCAAGUGUGCAUGAAGAGUUCAGUGAGUUAACUUUAGAAAGAAAUAACAUCUCUUCUAGAUGCUCUGAAGACAUGCUUGACUCUACCAAUGAAACUGACAAUACAUUUGUUAUGGAUGAUGUGCACCUCCCAUCCGAAAUAUCGUGUGAACCGCAUAUCUACUUAAAAUCUGAUCAUGGGACAAAAAUAUCUUCAACUGGAAGCUUGACACCAAGAUCCCCUUUGAUAACACCACGAACCAGUCAGAUAGAAGUGUUAUUAAGUGGAAGAAUAGCAAUAUCUGAAUAUGAGAGUUACGACCAGAUUAAUAAGCUAGUGGAAAUAGCUCGUUCUGUUGCAAAUGUGAAUGCCUGUGACUACAGUUCUUUGGAGAUUAUGCUUGAUCGCUUAGAAGACCUGAAAUAUGCGAUUCAAGACAGAAAAGUAGAUGGCCUCAUUCUGGAGACUUUUGGACGACGUAUAGAGAAACUUCUACAGGAGAAAUAUAUAUCUCUUUGUGGGCAGAUAGAAGAUGAAAAGGUAGACUCGUCAAAUAUCAUGGCUGAAGAAGAGAGUGCAGUGGAAGAUGAAGUUGUACGUAGCCUUCGUGCUAGUCCAAUUAAUCCUUGUUCCAAGGACCGAACCUCUAUAGAAGACUUUGAAAUAAUAAAGCCAAUAAGUAGGGGUGCAUUUGGACGAGUUUUUCUUGCCCGGAAAAGGGCAACUGGUGAUUUAUUUGCUAUAAAGGUUUUGAAAAAGGCAGAUAUGAUACGUAAAAAUGCAGUUCAAAGUAUUUUGGCUGAGCGAGACAUCCUCAUAUCUGUUCGAAAUCCUUUUGUGGUCCGAUUUUUCUACUCUUUCACAUGUAGAGAAAAUCUCUAUCUGGUUAUGGAGUAUUUGAAUGGUGGAGAUCUUUAUUCUCUGUUAAGAAAUUUAGGUUGCUUAGAUGAAGAUAUGGCUCGUGUCUAUAUUGCAGAAGUUGUUCUUGCAUUGGAGUAUUUGCAUACCUUAAAUGUGAUUCACAGAGAUUUGAAGCCAGAUAACUUGUUGAUUGGUCAAGAUGGUCACAUUAAGUUGACUGAUUUUGGACUCUCUAAAGUUGGUCUUAUCAACAGCACAGAUGACUUAUCAGCACAAUCAUUUUACAAUAAUGGUUUUCUAGGAGAUGAUGAACUAAAACCUCAACAUUAUUCUAAAAGGGAAGGACGUCGAAAGCAUUCAAUAGUUGGCACCCCAGAUUAUUUGGCACCAGAAAUACUUCUUGGGAUGGGACAUGGUGCAACUGCAGAUUGGUGGUCCGUGGGUGUGAUUCUUUAUGAGCUUAUUGUGGGUAUUCCACCAUUCAAUGCAGAACAUCCCCAGCAAAUUUUUGAUAACAUAAUCAACAGAGAUAUACAAUGGCCCAAGGUUCCUGAGGAGAUCAGCUUUGAAGCAUAUGAUUUGAUUAACAAAUUAUUGAAUGAAAAUCCAGUCCAAAGGUUAGGUGCAACAGGAGCUACAGAGGUUAAACGCCACUCGUUCUUCAAGGAUAUUAAUUGGGAUACUUUAGCAAGGCAGAAGGCUAUGUUCAUACCAUCAGCUGAAGCUCUUGAUACAAGUUAUUUUAUGAGCCGGUACAUUUGGAAUCCAGAGGAUGAACAUUGUACUGGGGGUAGUGACUUUGAUGACAUUAGUGAAACAAGCAGCACCUCUGGCAGCGACUUAUUAGAUGAAGAUGGUGAUCAAUGUGGUAGUUUGGCAGAUUUCAGUGCUCCUCCUCUUGAGGUGCAAUACUCCUUUAGCAAUUUCUCAUUUAAGAACUUGUCUCAGCUAGCAUCUAUCAAUUAUGAUCUGGUGAUUAAGAACUCCAAAGAAUCGCCCAACAACUCCAAUCCGUCAGUUUCAUGACAACACCAGAUAGGGUGGUAAUUUUCUCCUACCUUCUUCGUGUGACUACGAGGGUAUUAUUGGUCUCAUGUUGGAUGCAAUGUGAUGUGGCCCAAGAAGUUGUUCUACUUGUUUGUUGUCAUCUUUCGGUGUAGAAGCUCUUUUAGGAUUUGAACCGAGUGAGACUGUUAAUAAGAUUUUAUCUCUUGCUCAGAGUGCUUUUGGAAGGUAGAAGGGUACAGUUACACCGAAAAUCUUAAAUAUGACCAUACACCUAUGCUUUCUAGGUGAAGGAAAAAGGGGAGAAAGAAGCCAGGAGCGAAGCUAGUUUGAACCCCGAACAAAGUAUUAGGUAUAUAUAAGUUUAGAAAUAGGUGUAUGAGUUUUGGUAAAGGUUUUGUUGUGGCAAUUGCAUCUCUUUGUGGAGGUUUUAGGCAGCUUGAUUCUUUGUAC